Messenger RNA from Panthera uncia (snow leopard), 828 nucleotides. RefSeq names its product C-C motif chemokine 13-like. Gene Ontology annotation, biological process: inflammatory response; positive regulation of ERK1 and ERK2 cascade; cellular response to interleukin-1. Gene Ontology annotation, molecular function: CCR chemokine receptor binding; chemokine activity. The transcript is spliced from 3 exons. The coding region runs from base 59 to 355 and encodes 98 amino acids. Lineage: Eukaryota; Metazoa; Chordata; Mammalia; Carnivora; Felidae. The record is from RefSeq and is a predicted model, not a curated record. Gene Ontology annotation, cellular component: extracellular region.
AGAGAGGCUGAGACCAGCCCAGAAAGUUCCAGAUCUCACGCCCCAGCUCCCUGCAGUCAUGAGGGUCUCCGCAGUGCUUCUGUGCCUGCUGCUCGCAGCUGCCGCCUUCAGCCUCCAGGCGCUUGCCCAGCCAGGUGCAUUCAGUGCCCUGUUCCCUUGCUGUUUCACGUUUAACAAUAAGAAGAUCCCCUUGCCGAAGCUGACGACCUAUCGAAUCACCAGCAGCCACUGUCCCCAGAGAGCUGUCAUCUUCAGGACGAAGCUGGCCAAGGAGAUCUGUGCUGACCCGAAGGAGAAAUGGGUCCAGGAGUAUGUGAAACAGCUCAGUCAAAAAUCUCGUGCCCUGAAGCCUUGAACUCGUCCAGCCACACUAAGACCAAGCCAGAGUGUGAGAAACGACGAUUUAUUCACCUCCAGCCUGCCCGGCGAUACCCUGGACUAAUUUUACUGUAAUUUUCAAACAGGGUGCUUUCCAUAUUGUGAUGCCAAAAAAAAAAAAAUGUACUAGGUCUUAAGUAAUAUUUAAGGUUAUUUGAAUUGCUGCCGGCCUUGGGGUUGUUUUUAAUAUUGGUGAUCUUUUUUUAAAGCAAGGCCUUGAGCCAGCUGCUUCCCGUCAUAAGCCCCAGUUCCCUGACCUGUAAGCUUCCAGCAGUGGGUCUGUCCCUGCCUAACUCCCCAGCCAUUGUAUGGGCCUCCAAAUCUUGGGUUGCUGCGAUCCGGGGAGGGGAAGACCUUGCGAAUGUGAAGUGUAGCUAACUAGGUUAGUGCAGAAAGGAGAAGGCCAUUGGUAAGAUUGUGGGCUUGUUGCAGAAAAUAAAUUUUGUUUAA